Messenger RNA from Pipistrellus kuhlii (Kuhl's pipistrelle), 2208 nucleotides. It is a transcript of the gene GUCY2F, whose product is annotated as guanylate cyclase 2F, retinal. Gene Ontology annotation, biological process: protein phosphorylation; intracellular signal transduction; cGMP biosynthetic process. Lineage: Eukaryota; Metazoa; Chordata; Mammalia; Chiroptera; Vespertilionidae. Gene Ontology annotation, molecular function: guanylate cyclase activity; ATP binding; protein kinase activity. The record is from RefSeq and is a predicted model, not a curated record.
AUGUGGACAGUUAUUACUAAAGUUAAAUCAACAGAACCUCGUGAUGAAUUGAAUGUGGGGUCAGAGAAUAAGGAAGAGUAUCAGUUGACUCCCAGAGUGAUUUCUUUAGAUGAAGACAUUUGGGUGCACACAGCCAACCAAGUUGUAAAUGCUCUUAGGAGCCAUUGCCUACUUGUAGGGGUCGUCCUGAACACGGGACAAGUCAGCCAAAGCAUCCAGGAAGCUCUCCCGUAAAUUUGUCUGGUGGACAGAAUUCGCAUAAUCAUCAUUUGUUUGCAUUAGGCCUUGAUUGUGAGAGGGACUGAGAAAUAUGCCUUGGAAUGGGCUCAUGAUCUUAAAACGACUGAUGAAACCUAUGUCUUUGUUCCCUAUGAUGUCUUGCUCUACAAUUUACCUUAUAAGCAUACUUCCCACCAGGUCCCGAAGAGUAAUCCAAAACUCUGGGAAGCCUGUGAUGCUGUGUUGACCAUUACAGUGGAGUCCCAAAAAAAGACCUAUCAAGCAUAUAAAGAAGCAAUUAGAGGUAAAAUUCUUGAGAAACGAGAUUUUUGUCAGUUGUAUCCUGUUUUUAGGUCUUCGUGUAAUAGUUUUUAUUUCAGUCAGUCCGUGAAUAAAGCUAUGAAAGAAAAUGGAUGGGCUAGUGCUGCCAGCCUAGUUCAUCAUUCCAGAAACAUGCAGUUCUGUGCAUUCAACCAGUUGGUAAAAACAGAUUCAAAUUGAAAUGCAAUUUCAGAAUAUGUAAUCCUGGACACCAAAUGGAAAGAAUGGGAACUCCAUGGAACUUACAGUGUGGAUGUGGAAACAGAGCUGCUACAAUUCAUAGUAGGGACUCUCAUUCACUUCACUUGUGGCAGGCCUCUUAGAGCAGAUGGAAGUAUUUGUUCAUUUGCAGAAGGGAAGAUCAACCGAGGAGGCAUGGGCCCUGCCUUUGCUGUGAUGGUUUGCCUUACUUUGCUUUUAACCCUGCUAUUUAUUAAUGGAUUUUCUUACUUUAUAAGUGAUUUACCAUUCCUACUGGCCUCAUUUAGGGUGAAGCUGUUCAUGAUGCCAAGAAUAACUUCUUCAGUUGUGUUGUCAGUGUUUUUGCCUGGCAUGAAGUACUUACACUAUAGAGAGUUUGUUUAUUGGAAGUUGAAAUCUGGUAACUAUGUGGUAGAUGGGCAUUUUGUACUAAAAGUAAUAUAUUAUGACUUUAAUGACAUCUUGGAAAUGCUAACACUCUCCCAACAGAAACCUUCUGCUGAAGAAUUAUUGUGGGCAGCCCCUGAACUGUUGAGAGCCUCCAAGGAAAGCAGGUUAGUUUCUUUUGCACUAGAUGUCUAUAGCUUUGCCAUCAUCAUGCAUGAAGUGAUGGUCUGGGUAACCCCCUUUCUCUUACUGCGUCUGGGUAAAAAAAUCAUAGACAUACUUAAGAAGCCUCUUCCUGUGUACAGUCCAGUAGCUCCUCCUGAGCAUGUCUCAGAAUGUCCCCAGCUGAUGAAGUGCUGGGCUUAGUCUUCAGAACUAUGACCAACUUUUGAUUAAAUAUUUCAUCAGUUUAAAACUUUCAAUAAGAGUAAAAAGACCAAUAUCAUUGAUUCUAUACUUUGAAUGUUGGGACAAUAUUCAAGCAACUUGGAAGAUCUGAUCCAGGAAUGGACUGAAGAGCUGGAAAUUGAAAAACAGAAAACAAAAAAACUUCUAACACAGAUGCUACUAUCAUAUGUGUGAACCCCUAAAGAGUGUGAAUCCUUAGAAAAAAAGUGCUGCACGGUUGAACCUGAGGGUUUUGACUUGAUCACCUUGUACUUCAGUGACAUUGUGUGCUUCACCACCAUCUCAGCUGUGAAUGAUCCCACUGAAGUGGUGGAUCUUCUCAAUGACCUGUACAUACUUUUUGAUGCCAUCAUUGGCAGUCAUGAUGUCUACAAGAAAAAGACCAUUGGUGAUGCUUACAUGGUGGUACCAGGUCUCCCAAAGAAGAAUAGCAGUAGGCAUGCAGCUGAGAUUGCAAGCAUGUUCCUAGGUAUCCUGAGCUCUGUGAGUAUCUUCAAAAUGCAGCACAUGCCAGAGGUGCCAAAUAUGUCUGCACUCAAUCUUCACAGUGGGCCAGUUUUUGCUGGAGUGAUAGACCUCACCAUGUCCAGAUACUGCUUAUUCAGAGAUACUGUGAACACAGCUUCUCAAAUGGAAUCAACAGGGGUUCCCUUUUCUCUACAUCUUUGUUGA